Fundulus heteroclitus (mummichog) is the source of this 3607-nucleotide messenger RNA. Its product is annotated as KIAA0319 ortholog. The record is from RefSeq and is a predicted model, not a curated record. NCBI's taxonomy places the organism in Eukaryota, Metazoa, Chordata, Actinopteri, Cyprinodontiformes, Fundulidae. The transcript is spliced from 15 exons. Bases 218 to 2440 code for a protein of 740 amino acids. Gene Ontology annotation, cellular component: plasma membrane; cytoplasmic vesicle.
CAGGUUUCUUCUUUGGACCGAUGCUUGCCGUUGUUUCUUGUUUUAUUUUGUAAGCACAGACCGGAAGUGGGACAGGUGUCUCUGCCUGGACGCGACGCGUCUUUUCCCUCCUGCAGAAUGAGUGUGACGCUGAUCUGGGUUCUAGAGGAGAACCGCUGAGCCGGGUCACACCGGGAGAACAGGUAUUCUCCAGGCUGCAAAUCCAAACAGCGCCUCCAUGUGGUGGGAAACGGCUCUACUCCUGAUUUACAUCCUGGAAGCUGCAGUGGCGUCACCAUGCUGGCAGGGGGCAACCUUUCCAGAGGCGGUGGUAUCUCCAGCAGUGGAGAGCAGCAGGAUCAUGCGUGUGCCCGGUGUGGCCUCCCUGGAACAAUGUGUGGUGGCGUGUUGCGACCUGCCCGGCUACAACCUAGCCUGGCUCUUUAAGGGACGCUGCUACAUCCUGAGCUGCCAGCAGGGGGCGAACUGUCAGCCCCAGGUUAGGCCAGGGGCUGACUCUGUGCUGGCGUUCCUGCAGAGGGCGUCCCCGCAGUCCCUGCUGCUGCAGUCUCUGGUGAGAGGAGCACCGUAUGGUGGCAGCUGGGGGUCCGAAAGGGACCUUGAGCCAUUGAAGGGCCUCGCCCUCUUUGAUGGGCCCCGUGCGGGCCAAUCAGACCCUGGGAUGGGGGGUGUGGAGUACUCAGAGGGCAGUCAGGAGCUGCGGGGCAGAGCCGGCCCAGAAGUGGAUCCGACCCAGGACACGUUCAACCAAUCACAGGAAGAGGGUUCUGAAGGCGAGGAAGCAAAGAGCAACGUGACCCAAAUCAGAAUGUUGUCUGACAGCAAGUCGGGUCACGAGGACAGAACCGAAGCACCAACAGAUGCAGCUGUUGCAGAGAAAACGGCGAAAACCCAGAAAACUGCAAUUCUUCCAUCAUUGGCACGUGACUCCGCCCCCACACCUGGCGCUGACUCCGCCCCCACACCUGGCGCUGACUCCGCCCCCACAUCUGGCGCAUACUCGGCGCUGACACCUGCUGUUGGAUCUGCCCCCACACCUGGCGCUAACUCCGCCCCCACACCUGGCGCUAACUCCGCCCCCACACCUGGCGCUGGAUCCGCCCCCACACCUGGCGCUAACUCCGCCCCCACACCUGGCGCCGACCCUACCCCGACACAUAGCUAUGACAUCAUCAUCACCAGAGUGAACCCAGGUCCCUCCCUGGCAGCGUCCCUGGGAAACCCUGUGGACAUCAGCGCUGCUACAACAUCAGAACCGAGCGGUUUCUCUGAGGCUGGAAACAAACAUGCAUCAGACCCGGUAAGGUUCCUCCCAUCUUCAUCGACCGAUCCUCUGAUUCAGCGUGUGUCCUCUGACCACUCCACCAUGGGAACAUGGGCUUCUGCUACUGCAGCCAGGAGUCUUCCUCCGGUCGCCCACGCCAGCGGCAGCCAUGUUCUCACUCUGCCAAACAACUCUCUGGUCCUCAAAGGCUCUGUGACCGAUGGGGACCAGACCCAGGUCCGGUACCAGUGGACCAGGGACAGCCAGAGCCCAGCUGCCGGGGAGGUUCUGUUCGGCUCAGAGACCCAGCCGUCCCUCUACCUGUCGGACCUGGUUGAAGGGACCUACCUGUUCCAGCUGAGGGUGACGGACGCUCAGGGCCGCUCCAGCUCAGCCACGGCCACCGUGGAGGUCCGACCAGAACCUGGUGGCGGCCAGCAGGUGGAGCUGGAGCUGCUGGUGUCGGUGUCUCAGGUGAGCGUGGCUCAGCGGGACGCGGUGGUGGGACAGCUCGCCACAGUGAUCCAUGUCCUGGAACGAGACAUCUGGGUCCGAGCGCUGCAGAGGAGGACUCAUCUCAGUACGGUUCUGCAGUUCUCGGUCCAGGGCCCCGCGGGGCCCCUCGCUGCCUCCAGCCUGGUGGUUCUGCUGAGGAAGCAGCUGCUCAGAGAAAGGAGCGACUUCCUGCUCUUCAAAGUGCUGAGAGUCGACACCGUCGCGUGCGAGCUGAGCUGCUCGGGGCGGGGCCAGUGUGACCCAAUCACCAAGCAGUGUUCCUGCGACCCGUUCUGGACCGAGAACCUGAUCCGGCUUUACCUCGGCGACGGACAGAGCAACUGUGAGUGGAGAGUCCUGUACGUGAUCCUGAGCAGCUUCCUGAUGAUGGUCUUCAUCCUGUCGCUCAGCUGGGCCUUCAUCUGCUGCAGCAGGAGGAGGAAGCGGACCAAAGGCAGGAAGAAGACCAGGUACACCAUCCUAGACGACAUGGACGAGCAGGAGCGGCUGGAGCUGCGACCCAGAUUCAGUCUGAAGCACCGCAGCACGGAGCACAACUCCAGCCUCAUGAUGUCCGAGUCGGAGCUGGACAGCGACCAGGACGCCGUCUUCAGCCGCCCGGUCCGCAACAGGAGCCGCGUCGGCUCCCAGCCCGGCCGCAGCGGCAACGCCUUCGGCUGAAGGACUUCCUGCGCUCCUGGACCGGGUCUGAGGGACGUCUGGGGUUCAGAGAGGAAGCAGCUGCAGACGGUUCUUUCCACCAGAACGUCUGGUUCUGAGGAAUCAGACGUAGAGACGCACCGUCUCCCAGCAGCUUCUGGUUAAACCGCCAGGCUGACUCUAACCCUGAAGCCUGUAGGGGGCAGCACCGAGCAGCCCACUGCUGCCCAGGACCGUUCAGGUUCUGAUCCAGAGGCCCGUCUGGACCUCAGACGGAUCCUUCCUUCGGUAAAACUGACCCAGAUGUGAAUGUUCUGCAUCUGGACCGCCUAAUGAAGCCCAGACCAGCUUCAGCGCCGCUUUCCUCGGUUCUGACGGACACUGAGCCUCUGGACCUGCAGCAGAACCGCACGACCCGGAACCCGGACCUGCAGCUGGUUUCAAGAACCGAUGGAGACGAUCAGCUGGACUGAGAUGUUCUGGCGCUGCAGCUCCCAGCCGCCUGACGACCCGUUAAAGUUCCUGGUCCGACCCAGUUUAACGUCCUGAAGGUUCCAGUACCAGAGGUUCCUCCUCUGGUCCAAUACGGUUCAGAAAAACUAAAUAAAAUAAGGCAAUAAGACGCGUUUUACUCCCACCAGUUUAAUUCAGAUCAAACAGAAACAAAGAUUACUGGAAUCAGACGAUUCACCUCCAUCGGAUCAGAACCGGCCUUUAAAGAACUUCUUGAUUCUGAGAUCGACCAACUCAGAAAUACAUUAGUGACCAUAUUUUCAAAAAAUGUGGCAUUAAGAGCGUGAUUGCUCCGUUAAGUUUUUUAUAAGGACUUAAAAUUAUCCCUCAGCGACCGCUAGGCUGAAAGUGCAGUUUGGGUCACAUGGUACGGUGACGUAGAUGAAGCUCAGGCUACGCUACAGAGAGAACAACGGAGAACACGACGAUAAGUUCAGAUGCAGAUUCACAAAGUGAUGAUUUUAACAGGAAAGACAGACGAACAUCUGCAGCUUUUCCACCGUCUGCCUUCAGUAACGUUCCUCAGGACCGGCGCGUUCAGACCCGAUCCGGUUCCAGGAGCAAAACCAGUUCAGACGUUUCACAUCGGCACCGAGAGGAAAAACCCAAACAGGACAAAGUCCCGGUUCCACUGGCUGCCUUCAGUUCUCUGAGAUUAAAGUCAUCAUGAAAGUU